Molecule: messenger RNA, 2220 nt
Organism: Suncus etruscus (white-toothed pygmy shrew)
Lineage: Eukaryota; Metazoa; Chordata; Mammalia; Eulipotyphla; Soricidae
Gene: PROS1
Product: protein S
Exons: 15
Coding region: 132-2144 (670 amino acids)
Cellular component (GO): extracellular region
Molecular function (GO): calcium ion binding
Source: RefSeq, a predicted model, not a curated record
GCUGGACCCGCGGGCUCCGUUGCGCAGCAGUCCUGGCUGAGCCACUGCCCGGGCUGCCCAGACACUGCAAGCGCCCUUGCGCUCCGGCUUUCCAAGUCCCAGGGGUGCGCAGCGCCUUGGAUCUCAACGUCAUGGGGGUCCCGGGUGGACGCUGCGGGGCGCUGCUGGCAUGCCUGGCCCUAGUGAUCCUCCUCUCCGAGGCCAAUUUUUUAUCCAAGCAAGAUGCUUCACAAGUCCUGAAAAGGAAACGGCGUGCAAACUCUGGAGUUGAAGAACUCAAACAGGGUAACCUUGAAAAGGAAUGCAUUGAAGAAGUGUGCAGCAAAGAAGAAGCCAGAGAGGUUUUUGAAAAUAACCCUGAAACAGAAUAUUUUUAUCCAAGAUACUUAGCUUGUCUUCGCUCCUUCAGAGAUGGAGCAUCUGAUCAGACACAUCAGACAACCACUGUUAUUUCUCCUGAACUAAGAAGCUGUGUCAGUGCCAUUCCUGACCAGUGUAAUCCAAUGCCAUGCAAUGAAGAUGGAUAUAGAAAGUGCAAAGAUGGCCUGGCUUCAUUCACUUGCUUUUGCAAGCCAGGCUGGCAAGGAGAGAGGUGUGAAAUUGAUAUAAAUGAAUGCAAAGAUCCCUCAUAUAUCAAUGGAGGUUGUGACCAGAUAUGUGAUAAUACACCUGGAAGUUACCAUUGUUCCUGUAGAAGUGGUUAUAUUAUGCCUACAAAUACGAAAGAAUGUAAAGAUGUGGAUGAAUGCGCUAUAAAACCUGAUAUUUGUGGAACAGCUGUGUGCAAAAAUAUCCCAGGAUACUUUGAAUGUGAAUGUGCUGAAGGCUACAAAUUCAAUCCCAUAUCAAAAUCGUGUGAAGAUGUGGAUGAAUGUUCUGAGAAUAUCUGUACUCAACUCUGUGUCAAUUAUCCAGGAAAUUACACUUGUUAUUGUGAUGGGAAGAAAGGAUUUAUACUUGCUCAAGACCAGAAGAGUUGUGAGACUGUUCCAGUAUGCCUUCCAUUGAAUCUUGAUAAAAAUUUUGAAUUACUUUAUCUGGCAGAGAAGUUUUCAGGAGGUGUUUUAUAUUUAAAGUUUCGUUUGCCAGAAACUACCAGAUUUUCUGCUGAAUUUGAUUUCCGCACAUAUGAUUCAGAAGGUGUUAUCUUGUAUGCAGAAUCUCUUGAUCGAUCAGCUUGGUUCCUAGUUGCACUUCGUGGUGGAAUGAUUGAAAUUCAAUUUAAGAAUGAAUAUUCAUCUCAGAUCACAUCUGGAGGCAGAUUUAUUAGUGAUGGUCUAUGGACUAUGGUUUCUGUGGAAGAAUUAGAGAAUAGUAUUAGUGUUAAAGUAGCCAAGGAACCCGUGAUGAAUAUAAUUAAACUUAAUACGCUUUUUAAGCCUACAAAUGGAUUUCUAGAAAUCAAAGUAUAUAUUGCAGGAUUACCUCGCACAUUGGGGAAUACACUCAUUAAACAGAUUAACCCUCGUCUAGAUGGAUGUAUACGAAGCUGGAAUUUGCUAAACCAAGGAACUUCAGGAAUAAAGGAAAUUAUUCAAGGAAAACGAACGAAGCAUUGUUUUGUCACUGUGGAGAAGGGUUCCUAUUAUCCUGGUACUGGAAGUGCUCUAUUUAACUUAGAUUAUAAUAACGUAUCGAAAGCUGAGAGUUGGCAACUGAAUGUGACCUUGAAUAUUCGUCCUUCUACGGGCACUGGUGUUAUGUUUGCCCUGAUAUCUGGUUAUACAGUACCCUUUGCCAUAUCCUUGAUGGAAACCACUUCUGAUAAAAUUCAGGAAAUCCAGAUAUCUGUGGGACGUACAAUAAUAUUUCGUGUAAAGGCCUUAAAUUUGUGUUCCAACCAAAAAACACAUCUGGAAUUUAAAGUCAACAAAAAUAAUCUAGAGCUAUGGACUUCCUUUAAAAAAUAUGUUAUUCAAGUUGAAGGCUUUCAAAAAGAACUGAACAUCUUGGACAAAGCAAUGAAAGGAAAAGUUGCCACUUACCUUGGUGGUCUCCCAGAUGUUCCAUUCACUGCCACACCAGUUACUGCCUAUUAUAAUGGCUGUAUGGAAGUGAACGUCAAUGGUAUAGAGCUAGACCUGGAUGAAGCCAUUUUCAAACAUAAUGAUAUAAGAUCUCACUCGUGCCCAACAGCUCAAUAAGUACACAGGGUCCAUAAGGAACUUUUUCUCUAAUAAUACCUUGUUUUUAUUGUAAUUAAACUUAUAUUUCAAUAUA